Messenger RNA from Papilio polytes (common Mormon), 1431 nucleotides. It is a transcript of the gene DnaJ-5, whose product is annotated as dnaJ protein homolog 1-like. Gene Ontology annotation, molecular function: protein-folding chaperone binding. The transcript is spliced from 4 exons. Bases 126 to 815 code for a protein of 229 amino acids. Gene Ontology annotation, biological process: negative regulation of transcription by RNA polymerase II. Gene Ontology annotation, cellular component: cytosol. The record is from RefSeq and is a predicted model, not a curated record. NCBI's taxonomy places the organism in Eukaryota, Metazoa, Arthropoda, Insecta, Lepidoptera, Papilionidae.
CUGCGUUUCAUUCAGUUUUGAAGUAGAUAGUGUGAAGUUGUGAAUUGUGUUGUGUGUGAAAUUUUGAAAUAUUCAUCUAGUUAUUUCUGGAUUUUGAUUGAAAGUGUAAUUGUCGAUUCAGCAACAUGGGUAAAGAUUACUACAAAAUGUUAGGCCUUACCAAAGGCGCCACAGACGACGAAAUAAAGAAGGCGUAUCGUAAGUUGGCACUCAAAUACCAUCCUGACAAGAACAAAGCGCCCGGCGCAGAGGAGAGGUUCAAGGAAGUUGCGGAGGCAUACGAAGUGUUAUCAGAUAAGAAGAAGAGAGAAAUUUAUGAUGCUCACGGUGAGGCGGGCUUGAAAGGUGGCAUGGGCGGGCAAAACGGACCGGGUGUUGGCCAGUCGUACUCGUACACUUUCCACGGAGAUCCGAGAGCCACGUUUGCACAGUUCUUCGGUUCUGCGAGUCCGUUCCAAGCGUUCUUCGACCUCAACGGCGGCGGCGGGGGUACGACGAUGUUCUUCGACCACAAGCCUAACCCACUGUUCAAGAGAGAAGGCAGCGAUAUCAGAUAUACAGCUAAAGUCUCAUUGAAACAGGCUUUAUGUGGCACAAUAAUUGAAGUACCAACAAUGUCAGGGGAGAAGUUAACAGUGAACCUGCAAGGAGAGGUUGUGAAGCCACACACUGUGAAACGGUUUCCAGGAUAUGGUCUACCAUUCCCCAAGGAGCCGACGAGGAAGGGUGAUCUGCUAGUUGCAUUUGACAUCAAAUUCCCGGACAGAUUAGGUUCAGGUGUGAAAGAAAUACUCAUGGACACUCUUCCGAACUAAAUUGUUACAAACUGUUGGAUAUAGGAACUAUUUAAGUGUAUAAAGUGAGUUCCGGUGACUGCAGAGAUUGUAUCACCGGUGUGCUCAAUACAACGGCUCACUUACGGAUCCUGUUGCAGGAAAUAUACUCAUUUUCCUUAAGUUUGUAUAGCUUUGGUCGGGGUCUAGUCCUGUGAUUAUUUAUUGAUAGCUUUUUAUUAUGAAACAUUUGAAGCUGUGUUGAUGUUGGACCCUGACAGUUUGCUAGGUGGAACAGGAGACAAUGUGGCAUAUGGUGAAAGUUUGUCUGUCUGUGUCUCCCUGUGCGUUGUAGUACAGGAGGAUUUGUGUGUAUGAUGUGUGUAAUUUGACUUGUAAAUAUUUUCCACUUUGUACAUAUGAAACAGUGAUUGUAAGUUUUAAGUUUCAAGGCUCAUUGGCUAUUGGGCUAUUGGACAAGGUCUCGGGGUCCAUAUGACAGCUUCCCAUAGUUCCAUAGAGAAUAGGUCUAGAAACUGUGAACUGACAAUUGCAUUUAAUUGGUUUUUGAAAUAUUUCAAUAGGAGAUUAAUUUAAUUUCAAAGACUGUAAUGUUACUGUAGCGACAUUUCAGAAUUAAACAACUUAUUACUUAUAA